Messenger RNA from Strongyloides ratti, 1572 nucleotides. Its product is annotated as Peptidyl-prolyl cis-trans isomerase-like 2. Lineage: Eukaryota; Metazoa; Nematoda; Chromadorea; Rhabditida; Strongyloididae. The coding region runs from base 1 to 1572 and encodes 523 amino acids. Gene Ontology annotation, cellular component: catalytic step 2 spliceosome. Gene Ontology annotation, molecular function: ubiquitin-ubiquitin ligase activity; peptidyl-prolyl cis-trans isomerase activity. Gene Ontology annotation, biological process: protein polyubiquitination; protein folding; protein peptidyl-prolyl isomerization. The record is from RefSeq and is a predicted model, not a curated record. The transcript is spliced from 3 exons.
AUGGGAAAAAAACAACAUCAAAAAGAUAAAUUAUAUUUAACGACACAAGAAUGGAGAUAUGAAUUUGGUGGGCAUAAAGAUUCUUUAUCUAAAAAAAGGAAAGUUGAAUUCAAAAGAUUACCAUUUUCUCAUUGUUCAUUAUCACUUGUACCAUAUACUAUUCCUGUUUGUUGUCCAGAAGGUUACUUAUUUGACUAUGAAACUAUUGUAAAUUAUUUAAAAGAUAAUAAAAUAAAUCCUUGUACAGGAAAAAAACUUUCCAUAAAAGAUAUUGUUAAAUUAAAUUUUACAAAAGAUAAAAAAGGUAAUCAAAUUGAUCCUGUAAAAUAUAAACCUUUUACUGAAAAUUCAACUAUUGCUUGUAUAAGACAAAGUGGAAAUGUCUAUGAUUUAGAAACAAUUCAAGAAUUAAGUUAUAAAACAGGAUGGAUGAAAGAUCCUCAAACUGAUGUUCCAUUUCAAAAAAAAGAUGUCAUAAUAUUACAAAAUCCAAAUAAUAUAGAUAAAUUUAAUAUUGAAUCAUUUUUACAUGUAAAAAAUGAUGAAAAAAAAAGAAUGGAAAUUGAGAAAGAAAAAAAUUCACAAAAAGGUGAUUAUUUUUUAAAUUCUGUAUCAUGUGAGGCACAGGAAGCAUUAAAAGAAUUGGAAAAAGAAUAUAGUUCCCAAAAACCUUUAUUAUCAAUUCCUAAACAAAUUCAAGUGGUGGAUAAAUUUAACUCUGCCAAUUAUUCUCAGGGAAAAGUUGCUGCUGGUUUUACUUCUACUGCUUUUGAUCCUAUCACUGAAAAUAAAGCAGCAAUUUUGGAUGAUGAAACUGUAAAGUAUAAACUUGUUACAUCAAAUGGUUAUGUUAAAAUUUUAACUAAUGUUGGUCAUCUUAAUCUUGAGUUGUAUUGUAAAGCUGCUCCAAAGACCUGUGAAAAUUUUAUUACUCAUUGUGAAAAUGGUUAUUAUGAUAAUACAAUUUUUCAUAGAUUAAUUAGAUAUUUUUUAAUUCAAGGAGGUGAUCCAACUGGAACAGGUCGAGGUGGUCAAUCUAUUUGGGGAAAACCUUUUGCAAAUGAAAUUGGUGGUGAUAAUGGUUAUACACAUAGUGAACGUGGAAUGAUUUCAAUGGCUAAUAAAGGUGUUGACUGUACAAAUCAAAGUCAAUUUUUUAUUAUAUUUCGUCCUAUGCCUUCUUUAAAUGGAAAAAAUACAGUGUUUGGUAAAGUUGUUGGUGGUACUGAUACACUAAAAACCAUGGAAGAAACUGAAACUGAUGGAGAAACACCAAAAAUUGCUAUAAAAAUUUUAUCGACUGAUGUAAUAAAAAAUCCUUUUAAGGAGGCAGAAGAACAACUUAGAAAAGAGCGAUUUGAAAUGACUGAUGAGGGUAAGAGACAAAAAGAAGAAGCAAAUAAAACUUUUAAAGAUUUGCACUCAAAAGUUUUUUCAAAUGAUGUUGGAAAAUAUAUUAAUCCUAAAUUAAUUGAAAAUAUAAAAAGAAAGUCUACUACUGAUAAUAAUGAAAAACCAAAAGAAAAGAAAACUUUAUCAUCAAAACCAUAUUCAGAUUUUAGUUCUUGGUGA